AUGCCGUUCGCGGACAAGGCGUUCAAGCUCCUGAAGGCGGCCGAGAGCCAGGGAGGCAUCAAGAUGUCCAAGUCAUGGGGCAACCUCGCGCGCGCGCGACUGGAUAACACAGGAGCGAGCCAACAAGCCCAGCAAGGCGCGGCGAAGACGAUCGAGUGGUUCCAGGGCGGCCCCCCCGUGCCGGACAACGCCUUCUCCUUCGUCGUCGGGCAGUGGGAGAGCGCGGGGCACGCCCGCAGUGCCCGGAGCUCCGCCCACGCCCUCGCCCUCACGCCCGAGGGCCCCCGCGAGCGGCACCGCCGCCGCUCGUCCCUGUCCGAGGCCGCAGCGCUCGCCACGGGCGUCGCGAGGUCGGUCGGGGGCCGCUCGCUCGCAGGAUCACUGACCGAGUCGUCCGAGAGCGGCGGGUGCGACGAACCGGUGCCGCGCGGCGUCCAGUACCUCAUGAUGCCGCAGCUCGCCCCGGGCGUCAAGUCCGGCCGCGUCACAACGUGGCUCGUCCGCCCGGGCGACCCCGUGAGGCCGCGCAGCGCCGUCGCGGUGAUCGAGACCUCCACGUGGGCGCCGACGGCGGACCGCGCGAGCGGGGACGGCGCGGAGAGGCCCAAGGCGGCGCUCGUGCCGACGACGGUGCUCCUCGAGGUGCAGUGCGAGUGCGUGAUGGCGCUGGCGCUGGCGGCGGAGGGAGUCGAGCUGUCCGUCGGGACGCCGAUCGCCGCGGUGGUGCUCGAGGGCACGGAGUGGACGGGGUACGGCGGCGAGACGGGCCCGACGGCGGUGUCGAACGCGACCGAGGGCGCCGCGGCGCUCCGCGUGUGCGGGCACUGUUGUCCGUUUAGCGACCUGUUGGACCGCGACGUGCCGCGGGAGACGCUCGCGCCGUGGCGGACGCGCGUGUACGAGGACGGCGAGGCCGCGGGCGGCGCGACGGCGUGGCACGCGGAGAUCGGGAGGAUCGUAUCGCGCAGCGGCAGCCCGGGGCUGCCGUGGGGGGGGAGUCCCGGGCCGUCGCGGACGUCGAGCCCGGGGCUGCCGCUCCGGGCGGGGCCGAGCAGGCUGCGGCAGUCGCGCAACUCGUUGGACGCGCCGCCGCCGCGCCUGAGGGCGAGGGGAGUGCGGUUCGCAGCGGACAUGGAUGUGCAGGAGGGGGGGAGUGAGGAGGAGCCGCCGGGAUGA
Messenger RNA from Pedinophyceae sp. YPF-701, 1176 nucleotides. NCBI's taxonomy places the organism in Eukaryota, Viridiplantae, Chlorophyta, Pedinophyceae. The record is from the annotation of a GenBank genome assembly.